GACACUGUUGCAGAAGCUCUCUGCUAGUCCACUCUGUUGUGUAUUUAGAGAGGGGGCAGGGAUGCAGGAGGUUCUCUCGGAGCUACAAUUUGGCGAAGAUCGAGUUUUUGGCUCGGUGGGUGAUGCUCUUUUUGACCUCUUUUACAGCAUGGUAAUGUAGUUAAAGGCGUUGUAUGGAUGUGGAACUGGCAUACACAUGGUUUUGGAGUUUCAUCGCCUGUAUAAUACUUGCUCCUUCUAGGGUUUUGUUGAGGGGGACAUUGCAGAGAAAUCUUGGGCAUCCCCACUUUCUGUUUGCCCAAUGUGCCUGAGGGUGCAGAGUGUGGAAGAAGAAAAGGGGAGAUCUGUUUGGUGGUUAAUGGUGGGGUUUGCAGGGGUAAUGCUAGUGGGAUCUUGGUUGUAGGCUGAUCUUCCUGGUCUGCAACUUGCGUUUUUUUGCAUUCUGGGGGGAUUUUGUUUGCUGGGCAGUGAGAGAAGUGGGAGAAAGAAAAAUGGCACCAAGCUUUGAUUUUCCAGACUGGUGGUCUAAGGAGACAAGGAAGGGUACUCCUGUUGUGGUGACAAUGGAGAACCCCAAUUUCUCUGUGCUCGAGCUGGAUGGGCCUGAAGCCACAUUCCGUUCGGCCGAGAAGGAUCGCGGCAGGAACGCGAAGCAGUUUACUUGGGUCUUGCUUCUCAAGGCUCACCGGGCUGUCGGCUGCGUCGCUUGGAUGGCCAUGGCCUUAUGGGCGCUGCUUGGCACAAUUCAGAAGCGCUUAAUCUUCCAACAGGGAGUGGUGGUGGAGUCUGAGAAACCACAUAAGAAUAGGCUCUUUAGAUUCAUCAGAGCUUUCUUAGUGAUCUCUCUGGCUUUUCUGGUUUUGGAAUUGGUCGCCCACUUGAAUGGUUGGCAUUUCUAUAAGCCCAGUUUGCAUAUGCUGGAUGUGUCUGAGAUCCAAGGCUUUCUGCACGCAACUUAUUUGUUAUGGUUGACGUUUCGGGCCGACUACAUUGCUCCCCUCAUUCUGGCGCUCUCAAAAUUUUGUGUUAUUCUCUUCCUUAUUCAGUCUGCAGAUCGAAUGGUUCUUUGCCUUGGCUGCUUCUGGAUCAAGUAUAAGAAGAUUAAGCCUCGGAUAGAUGGUGAUCCCUUCAAAUCUGAAGAUGUAGAGCAGCCUGGGUAUGAGUACCCUAUGGUUCUCGUUCAGAUUCCUAUGUGCAAUGAAAGGGAGGUCUACGAGCAAUCAAUUUCCGCUGUCUGCCAGAUUGAUUGGCCUAAGGACCGGUUGUUGAUUCAAGUUCUUGACGAUUCAGAUGAUGAUAGCAUUCAGUGUCUGAUCAGAGCGGAGGUUAUGAAAUGGAGCCAACGGGGUGUGAAUAUUGUCUACCGGCAUCGUUUGGUAAGGACUGGCUACAAGGCUGGUAAUCUCAAGUCCGCAAUGAAUUGCGACUAUGUCAAGGCCUAUGAAUUUGUUGCCAUCUUUGAUGCGGAUUUCCAGCCAAAUCCUGAUUAUCUUAAGCAGACAAUACCAUAUUUUAAGAAUGAUCCGCAACUUGGGUUGGUUCAGGCACGAUGGUCAUUCGUGAACAGUGAUGAGAACUUGCUAACACGCCUCCAGAACAUAAAUCUCUGUUUUCACUUUGAGGUUGAGCAGCAGGUCAAUGGUGUUUUUCUUAACUUCUUUGGAUUUAAUGGGACUGCGGGUGUGUGGAGGAUCAAAGCCCUUGAAGAAUCCGGUGGUUGGCUUGAGAGAACUACUGUGGAGGAUAUGGAUAUUGCUGUUCGAGCCCAUCUAAAUGGAUGGAAAUUUAUCUUCCUGAAUGAUGUUAAAGUCCUUUGUGAAGUUCCAGAAUCUUAUGAAGCAUACCGUAAACAGCAGCACAGGUGGCACUCAGGCCCAAUGCAGCUCUUCCGAUUAUGCCUCCCAGCCAUCAUAACUUCCAAGAUAUCAAUAUGGAAGAAGUGCAACUUGAUUUUUCUUUUUUUCCUUCUGAGGAAAUUGAUUCUUCCCUUCUAUUCUUUCACAUUAUUUUGCAUUAUUCUUCCUCUAACCAUGUUCAUACCCGAAGCUGAAUUACCUUUAUGGGUGAUCUGUUACGUUCCUGUUGUCAUGUCAUUCCUCAACAUUCUUCCUGCUCUCCGGUCCUUUCCUUUCAUUAUUCCCUAUCUUCUCUUUGAGAACACGAUGUCUGUGACCAAGUUCAAUGCAAUGAUUUCUGGGUUGUUCCAGUUGGGCAGUUCUUAUGAAUGGGUAGUAACCAAAAAAGCUGGUAGAUCAUCAGAGCCGGACUUGCUGGCUGCAGCUGAGAGGGAGACAAAGAACUUGAACCAGCAGCUUACUCGGGGGGCUUCUGAGAGUGAACUUUCAGAGCUGAACAAGCUGAAGGAGCGAAAAUCAGCUCCUUCUAAAAAGAAGAUCAAUAAGAUAUACAUGAAAGAGCUAACUCUAGCAUUUCUUCUCCUCACUGCGUCUGCACGAAGCUUGUUGUCGGCUCAGGGCAUCCAUUUCUAUUUCCUGCUUUUCCAGGGUAUUUCCUUCCUCCUUGUAGGUCUUGACCUGAUUGGCGAGCAGGUGAGCUGAUGCAAUUCAAAUGGUUGACACCUAGAAAAAAGUGUUUCAGCUCAAGAAGCUCAUUAUGUACACCAAUUGCUCAAGGAUGGCAAUACAUAUCCAUUUGGGUGUUCGAUUCUUCACAUUUACUGAAGACAGGUGAGAAAAUUUUCCAUCUGAACAAUAAGCCUUUCUUGUUCUAGCCAAGCGAGGUAGUACUGCAAGUACCCAUGUAAGAAUUUCCUCUCUUUUCCCGCCUUAGUUCUCUGGAUUGCUCGAGCCUUUUUUGCACUCUUUCUCCGUUAUACAUAGGCAUUCAUCUCUCAUGGGGUAUUAGGUAGAACUGGUUUGUAUUCUUGUUUAGUUGUGGUUGUGUUCAGAUUCGUUUCCCAGUAUGUACCUAAAGGGUUCAGCCAAAACCCAGAAAAAGAAAGAAAGAAAGGGAAGAAGAAAAAUUGUGGAAGAAGAUUCAAAAUUGUGAGAGUUGGCUCUGGUUCUCCAAUCCAGAAAUACUGAGAUGUAAACAGUUAUCUGUAAAAUCAGUUAAUUGAGUUGAAUUUAAAGUAAUUUAUCUGAUAUA
Messenger RNA from Nymphaea colorata (pocket water lily), 3108 nucleotides. Its product is annotated as probable xyloglucan glycosyltransferase 5. The coding region runs from base 492 to 2558 and encodes 688 amino acids. Gene Ontology annotation, cellular component: Golgi apparatus. Gene Ontology annotation, molecular function: glycosyltransferase activity. The record is from RefSeq and is a predicted model, not a curated record. The transcript has 6 exons. Lineage: Eukaryota; Viridiplantae; Streptophyta; Magnoliopsida; Nymphaeales; Nymphaeaceae.